CCCCGAGAUAGCAGUCGCCCGCUGCGCCUGCCUCCGGCAUACGAUCACGAAUAUCACGAGCGCAACGCAAACUCAGUGCGUGUGCCAAAAACUUACGCUGUACAACCUCAAAAAUUAGUUCGUGUCCAAAUACAAAUUUUCACACAUUAAAGUGAAUAAACUAUAUAAAUAUGUUAAAAUAUGUAAAAAAUUAUUUUAAAAACAUUGACUGAGAGUGACAUUUUGUGGAUUAUUAUUAAUAAUAAAUAGAAAAUAAAGUGCAUAAAUAAAUAGUGAUUUGUGCAUUGGUUUGUGGUGUGUAGCUGUGUGGAGAGUUGAUUUUAAGACAGAUAAUGUGAAAUGUAGUUCACCUCCAAGUCGUCCGUAGGUGGUUGUCGCAAACCUACCUCGACUGCAAUGGCGCAGUUUGCAAAAACAGCGGCCGAAAUCUAUCUGGUCGUCGGUGUGCUGGUGACAUCUCUGCUGGCAGAUAAUGAUCGAGGAACAUCAUCAUUAAACGACUUGGACAUAUCCCAAACGGGUACAGAAAUAUCUCCUGAAGUAUUAGUGAUGGCGACAUCGAUGUCCCUGCAGCUGGAGAUGACUAACGCGUCAAAGAUUCCAGGCGAUCCGGAAAACGUAGACGCGAACACAAUCGCCCCGGAUGAACCGGCAGCAACCGCCGCCCAACAGCCGCCGACCGACCCCUCAACACGCCACCGCAUGUUUGCCAUGCCGCACUUCCGGCUCUCCGACCUGCCCGAUACACGCUGGGGGCCUUUCUUCGAAGGAGGCAAUGAGGACCACAACAUCACAGCGCGCGUUGGCAGUACUGUUAACCUAGACUGCCGGAUUGGACUUUUACAGGACAAAACAGUAACGUGGUUGCAUCACAAAGAGGAUUCAAUUCACUUGCUCACUGUUGGCCGGCAGCAAUACAGCAGCGAUGACCGCAUCGAGUUGAAUUUCCGUUACCCGAACAACUAUCGGCUGAAGAUCGCGUACGUGACGCGCCGUGAGGAAGGCCUCUACGAGUGCCAGGUGGCAACGCAUCCGACCAAAGUGAAGCGGAUAUUCCUCAAAGUCAUAGCGCCGGAAGUGCGGAUAACCGACGAGUCCGGCCGACAAGUGACCGAGAGAUAUUACAAAGCCGGAAGCGGACUUGAAUUGGCCUGCAACGCCCGGCAGGUGGGUGCUACCGCCGAAGAACUCCCCGUCAGUUGGCGGCAUGAUGAUAUACUACUUACUAAAGGCAUCAGCAGUAACGUGUCCGCAGCAACGGAUUCCGCCAGCGCCACGUUGACGAUUGCUCCGCUGCAGAAGAAGCACUCCGGCAACUACACGUGCGCGGUGGGCGCUUUGGCGGCGGCCGCCGUCGCCGUGCACGUACUCAACGGUGAAUUACCGGCUGCAGUACAAAGUGCAGCUGGGACGGGUGACACCAGCUUGCAGCUGAUCCUGGCGGCGGCAUGCGUGACCGUCUGGCGCCUCCGGUGACCCACUGCGCUGCCAACUCCCGGGGCGGCGUUCGUCCGCGACCUCGGCUAAAAUCCAAACUCGCACGGUGUUGUUAUCAUAUCAAGAGAUACAAAGAAAUACGCAGCCAGCGUCAUCUGCACAAAAUGGCGGCCGUGUGACGCACCAAGAUGGCGUCGAAUGUUAUUGACUGUUUCCAGUGCGUACUAUGUACUAAACGCGUUUUUAAGACGAUAAGCAGCAUGUUAUCAAAAGAAAAAAUCAUAAAACUAAACAUAAAUAAUGCAACCAAACAACUUCUACGUAUAAUUAAAUAACAUACACUUUUAAACGUUAAAUUAACUAUAAAAUGCGAGCGAAAAUGACAAAAGAAUGGAUGAAACAGCAAACGACUACCAGACUACCAGUAUUCUACAACAUAUGAUUAAUUAUUUAAAUAAUUCGUAAGUAAACGUGCGAUAAACACAGUGAAGAUGGGAUUUUUAACUCUUGAAGCGCAGAUUUUAAGAAAAUGGGAAGCAGACGCGUCAUUAACUUCGCCCACGCCGAAAAUUCGCUAAAACCUCGCUCAAUUAUAAUGCAAUUACGUCGAUUUUACAACGCCCCGCAAGGGAAUUAUCCAUAAUCGACGUUUUAAUGCGUUCUUCUUUUGCGGCGACACCGAAAUUGAAUUUUAAGCGUUUUCGGCGUGCGUACGGCGUGAAAAUUGAAAGCAAAUUGUUUGACACCGCCGGAACAUAAGCCUAAUUAUGAACAGGAGCAAAUUUUCGCAAAUCCUUCACCGUACAUCACGUCAGGAAGGAAACGAAGCAGGAAGGAUCAAGAUGGCUGCCUGCAAGACGAAGAGGACGCGCAGAUAAGCAUCGUUAAUAACACUCGCGUCGUAAAAUGCAAUUUAUCGUCCGCUGACGUCCUCAAUCGGCUGUCGUGCUCGUUCUCCUCCUGAAAUUAGACGACGUCUGAAGUUAAUCCAGAAAUAUUUUUUUGUUAUUUUAUAUUUUAGUAACAAACAAACAAACGCGAGCGCAAAAAAAAGUUUAGGUGAAACGAGGUGGACGAAGCACUGAGGAUUAAGCUCGGGUCGAAUGCGAAAGGAUUACCGAUUCGGUAAUUGGUGAUCGGGGAAAGUUCGGCCCGGUGUGUAAUGGAAGUUGUAAAUAUACACAUGUUCUGUACAUGUCACGAGCACUUCGGGCUUUGGGUCCGGGACGAGGUCUGCUCCUGCGAUCCGGUGAUGAAUGUGUGACUAAAUGGCGCGUGUGCUGAUCCGGACAUCUGCACCGGAAGGCCUCAUUUGGACCUAACCACUCUCGACCACCACACCCACACGGAGAUUCAAUGCGUAUCUUGAUCAAUUUCCACUUUGUAAAUCAAAAAAUUUUAACCUCAACGAAACGAAUACACUGUUGUGUUGUAAAUGUUUAUAUUUAUUUUCUUGUAAUAAUGUUGAUAUCUCACGAAACGGCGAAUGAAAGCGCAAAAAGAAAAUUUGCGAUUUGUAUGUACAUAAAGUUAAUAUAUUACUGUACGUUUUCCGUGCAUCGCACGAUGUGAUGAUAAAAUGUAUGAUAAGGAAUGAAGCAACGUGUUGGGAUUGCAAGUAAAUCGAUCGCUAAGCAACAUAAACUAUAAAAAAAACAUGUAUAGGUAUAAGUGGGCCAUCGAGAAAGAUGAAAUUUAAUUUUUAGAUGGCUCAUCUAUACGAACGAUAAAAACAAGUAAGAAAACAAGUGGAGAAAACUAUAAGU
Dalotia coriaria is the source of this 3203-nucleotide messenger RNA. RefSeq names its product limbic system-associated membrane protein-like. The transcript is spliced from 7 exons. Bases 397 to 1476 code for a protein of 359 amino acids. Gene Ontology annotation, biological process: synapse organization. The record is from RefSeq and is a predicted model, not a curated record. Gene Ontology annotation, cellular component: neuron projection membrane. NCBI's taxonomy places the organism in Eukaryota, Metazoa, Arthropoda, Insecta, Coleoptera, Staphylinidae.